This is a messenger RNA of Adineta ricciae, 981 nucleotides long. The record is from the annotation of a GenBank genome assembly. Lineage: Eukaryota; Metazoa; Rotifera; Eurotatoria; Adinetida; Adinetidae.
AUGGAUAUGGAUUACAUCGCUUUUCUUACUUCUACGCGAUCAAAAUUUGCUCUUUAUGUUUCAAUUCCAAUUUGUAUUAUUUGUAUUCUUAGCGAAUUAUUAAGUGUUUCAAUUUUUCUAAGUUUAAAAACUUUUCGUCAAAAUUCUUGUUCAUUUUAUUUAAUGUUUAUGGCAUUAUUUAAUCUUAUUCGAAUGAUAUUUAGUACAUCAUUUAUUGCUGUCUCUAUGGCAUUUUCAAUGAAUUUUACAUCGAUUUCAUUUUUAUAUUGUCAAAUAAGAACUUUUCUUGUGUCUACAUGUAAUUUAUCAGCUGUAACAUGCUUAUGUUUAUCAGUCAUUGAUCAGUAUUUUGCUACAUGUACUCGUCCGCAAUGGCAUAGAUAUUCCAAUAUUCGAAUUGCACAUCGUGUGAUAAUAACAAUCACAUUAAUUUGGUGUUGUCAUGCAAUACUUUUUCUUAUUAAUUUCAAUCAAUUAUCACCAAUAAAUCCAUCGAUCUGUAUUUCAUCAAAUUUUAUAUUUCUUCAAUAUAAUGUUUAUUUAUAUUUUAUAACAUAUGGAAAUCUUUUUCCAUUAAUAGCUGUAAUAUUUGGUUUAUUAGCUUAUCGAAAUGCUCGAACUUUACUAGUACGAACAAAUCCAAUUAUUCGACAAGAAUUAGAUAAACAACUGACAACAAUGGUUCUGGUAGAAAUAUGUGUUUAUGUUUGUACUUAUACACCAUUUUCAAUAGUCAAUUCAAUAUCAUCAUUAAAUACAAAUAAGGAACCAGUUUUCCUUGCUAAAUUAAGUUUAGCUAAUGCAAUUGCAUUAACAUUGAGUUUUCUAAGCAAUGGAAAUUCAUUUUAUACUUAUGUGUGUGUUUCAAAACGAUUUCGUCGACAAGCAAAAUAUGUUUUAUAUGACCUGUUUAUCAAUAAAUGUGGACGAGAAAACCAAAUUAUUCCAGUUAAUACGGAGAAUCCAGCAGCAACAGAAUGA